This is a messenger RNA of Nematocida major, 918 nucleotides long. RefSeq lists its product as uncharacterized. Bases 1 to 918 code for a protein of 305 amino acids. Gene Ontology annotation, molecular function: protein tyrosine phosphatase activity. Lineage: Eukaryota; Fungi; Microsporidia. Gene Ontology annotation, biological process: protein dephosphorylation. The record is from RefSeq and is a predicted model, not a curated record. The transcript has a single exon.
AUGGAAGACUGGGGGCUUACCGAGCUGGAGAGAAAAAAAAAGGACGAGCUGCUGGAGUUGGCAAAGAAAAAUCACGGGCUGUUCCUUCGCAGCGCCCUCCAGGUGGAGAUGCCGUACAAAAUAUUCCGGUGCCCUGGGUUUAGGUUCAGUGACGUGCACUCAUAUAACUACGAAAAGAUACAGACUGCGUAUGGGCUAGAAGGCUCCCUGAACGCGUCUCUGAUUGAGGACUUGAAUGGCCCUGACUUUAUAGCCAUGGAGUACCCAACCAGGCACACAAACCACACGGCAGACGAGCUUAUACACAAGUCCAAGUGCGAGAUCGUGAUCUCACUGAUAGGAGACCACCCAGUGUACGAAAUGGACUUUUUGAAGAUUUCCCACAAGCUGAAAACAGUGUUUAGCCCUGCCGAGUUCCUCGCCUUUGUGGGGCACGUGCAGGGAAAAGCAGUCGAGUUCUUGGACAGUGGGCUCCUCAAAGAAAACGCCCACAACCUCAUGGUAGAGAUGCACGUGCCGGAGAAAGAAGAGAGCAAGAAAGUGUUCAGAAUCAAGUGCAUGGACUGGAGGGAUAAGAUGCCCACGAGUGAGAAUUCGAUCAAGGUCUUGGAUGCUGUGUACAGAGCGUGCCUGCUCGUGCGGGAGCACAGUGGGCCUGUUAUAGUGCACUGUCUGGCAGGCGUGGGAAGAACAGGCACCUUUAUAUUCUACAAUAUGUUUACGCGCAUGCUGAAAAGUGGAAGAAUACUGGAAGAAGAGCGGCUUUCCUGCUUCCUGCAGCUAUUUAUGUACUUGCGGAGCAGGCGGACCUAUAUGGUCGAAAGCAGCACCCAGCUGGGAUUCCUGUGCAAGUUGUUCCUGCAGCGAGCUAAACCCCCGCACUCUUCCAACGAGGAAAAUAAAAGCAGUGCAUCAUAG